Ziziphus jujuba (common jujube) is the source of this 729-nucleotide messenger RNA. Its product is annotated as putative disease resistance RPP13-like protein 1. The transcript has a single exon. Gene Ontology annotation, molecular function: ADP binding. NCBI's taxonomy places the organism in Eukaryota, Viridiplantae, Streptophyta, Magnoliopsida, Rosales, Rhamnaceae. The record is from RefSeq and is a predicted model, not a curated record. Gene Ontology annotation, biological process: defense response to other organism. The coding region runs from base 1 to 729 and encodes 242 amino acids.
AUGUAUAUAUGUACCUGGUGUGACUUGAAAAGUUCAUUUGAAUCUACCGCACAUGGAAGCAAGAUCAUUGUCACAACACGCAGUGCUAAAGUUGCAUCCGAUUUGGGUACUCUCCCCAAGCAUGAUUUGCAAAUAAUUCCAGAGGAAGAUUGUUGGAAAUUGUUUAAAAAGCAUGCCUUUGGUAAUGUAGAGCCCAGUGUUGAUCUAGAUUUGGAAGUAAUUGGUAGACAAAUUGUCCAAAAAUGCAAUGGUCUUCCCUUAGCGGUCAAAUCACUUGGUAGCCUUUUGCACUCUGUACAAGAUCUCAAAGAUUGGAAAAAUGUACUAAAUAACGAUAUAUGGAAUUUGCGUGAGGACAAUAUUCUUCCAGCAUUAUGGCUGAGCUACUAUUAUUUACCUCCUUAUUUGAAGCGAUUCUUUGCUUACUGCUCCAUUUUCCCAAAAGAUUAUCGAACUGAUAAGAAAUAUUUGAUUUUGCAGUGGAUGGCACAAGAUCUCUUGCAACCCCACAAAACAAAAACACUAGAAGAGGUUGGAGAAGAAUAUAUUGAAGAUCUUGUGUCUAGAUCAUUUUUCAAAUAUUGGAGAGGAGAUGAAGAUACAAUUACUAUGCAUGAUCUUGUGAAUGAUUUGGCAAUGUUUGCAUCGGGAGAAUGUUGUUUGAGGUUAAGAGAUAAGUCCUCGGAUGCUCUUAUAAGGAAUGCUAUGCCAUUGAUGAAAAGAUAUUAA